UGUCGGCGCCUUUUUUCUUCUUCUUCAAAGCCAGAGCUGCGAUCCUUCCCGGGCCUUUUGCGUGAGAGAGAUUUCCAUCUGUUUAUCCUCUCUGCCCUCUUGCUCUCUCUCGUCCCUUCUCUUUGCUCUUCUCGCCUUCCUCCUCAUCGGGUCUACUUCUAUCUCCGUCUCCAGCAGCCACCGCCAUGUCGUCCAAGUAUGCGCUGAUAUCGCUGCCUCAAAGCGCCUUCGACUCUGGAAGCCGUGAUGAAGCCAUCUCGUCCUUGAGUGCGACCAUCACCGCCGACAAUGGCUCAGUCCUGCCCUUCACCAUCCCCGACUUCAAGAUCGGAACGCUAGACCUGCUGGUCCAGCAAGCCGAUGACCUGGCCAAGCUCGACUCGGCGUGCCAGUCGGUCGUCGCCAAGGUUGCGGACUCCUUGCGCACCGUGCUCAACAACGAUGAAGACCGAAUGGCUUCCUACAAGAUGGUCAAUGAUAAGCCAACCGAUCACUAUCUGCGCAACUUUAGCUGGAACAAGAUGAGGUACCGAGCCGAUAAACCCAUAGCUGAGCUCAUCAGCACUCUUCAGAAGGAGCUCAACACUGUCGACAAUGAUGUCAAGUCCAAGUUCAACCAGUACAACACCGUCAAGACGAACCUUGCAGCUCUGCAAAGAAAACAAACGGGCACUCUCGCAACGAAAUCUCUCACUCCGAUUGUGAAGCCAUCGCUCCUCGUUCAAGAUUCCGAGUACCUCGAGACCCACCUCAUCGCCGUGCCGACGAAUGCGAAGAAAGACUUCAUCAAGAGCUAUGAAACCCUCGCUCCCAUGGUGGUGCCCCGAUCCUCUGUCGAAAUCGACCACGACGAUGAAUUCACGCUGUUCGCUGUUGUGACGUUCAAGAAGCACAGCGCCGAGUUUAUCCACAAGUGCCGAGAGCAGAAAUGGACUCCCCGUCAGUAUAAGUACGUCGAGGGUGGCCGGGAGGAAGAGCAGCGUGAGCUGGACCGCGUGACCAACGAAGAGCGCAAGGUCUGUGGCGAGGCUCUGCGUAUGGGAAGGACUGGAUGGAGCGAAAGCGUCAUGAUCUGGGUCCAUGUCCUCACCUUGCGCGUCUUUGUUGAGGCCGUGCUGCGAUACGGAUUGCCGCUGGAUUACGCCACGGCUCUGAUCAAGACAACACCGAAGCUCGCGCCCAAGGCGAAGGCAGCACUAGACUCCAAGUACUCGUACCUGGGCGGAAAUGCAUUUGGACGGGACAAGCACGGCAGGGUCACCAAGGACGACGCCAACCUCAGCUCAGAGAUGGCUGCAGCGGGAUUGGGGGCCGGCGAGGGACACGAAUACACGGCUUUUGUUUACUACGAGGCCGAAUUUCCCUGAGCGUGGCAUAGAGAUGUAUUUUUUUUUCUAAAAGCGUCAGACGCCUGUAUUCUAUCAUUAUUGUCUGUGUCCUUAAUGAGACUCUUUUCCCUUUUUCGUUUCACGUUGUUCUAUAUCAAUCAAUCCUUUGCAAUAUGAACAAAGACCAGGAGUGAUUAUUCCUGUGUCCGUACGUUGUUUUAUCUUCUCCCUUUUCCUUGCAUCUUUCCUCCCUCCUUAUAAUUCUCACUUCUAGUUCUUGACCUCACUCUUGAUGUAGCCCUUGGCGCUGAGCCAGUUUGUGAUUUGUGCAACACACUCCUCAACGGUGUUCUCGUGAGUCUUGAUUGUGAUCUCAGCGUUGGCAGGCUCCUCGUAGGGAGCAGAGAUGCCAGUGAAAUCCUUGAUCUCGCCGGCGCGAGCCUUCUUGUAGAGGCCCUUGGGGUCGCGCUGCUCAGCAACCUCGAGGGGCACGUCGACAAAGACCUCGACGAAGGGGAUGGGCUCGUCGCCGUCCUGGCUGGUCUGGGCGUGCAGCUCACGGGCGAGGUCGCGGUCGGCGCGGUAGGGCGAGAUGAAGGAAGUGAUGGCGAUGGUGGAGGCGUCGGCGAAGAGCUUUGCGACCUCUGAGAUGCGGCGGAUGUUCUCGUUGCGGUCCUUUUCGGAGAAGCCCAGGUCCUUGUUGAGGCCGAAGCGGACGUUGUCGCCGUCGAGGCGGUAGGCGGCGAGGCCCAGGUGCAGGAGAUGCUGCUCAAGCGCGGUGGCGACGGUGGAUUUGCCCGAGGCGGAGAGGCCCGUCAGCCAGAUGGUGAGGCCGCGCUGGUUGCGGAGCUGGUUGCGCUCGCGGCGGGAGAGGGAGGGAUGCCAGGUGAUGUUGGUGGCCAUUGUGUAAUAACGAACGAUUUAAUCGAUAAAAGCCGAAUCGCUUGUUUGCUCUAAACGAGGAAAAAGGAAAAGCAAGUAAAAGG
Molecule: messenger RNA, 2314 nt
Organism: Trichoderma virens Gv29-8
Lineage: Eukaryota; Fungi; Ascomycota; Sordariomycetes; Hypocreales; Hypocreaceae
Exons: 6
Coding region: 186-1367 (393 amino acids)
Biological process (GO): proton transmembrane transport
Cellular component (GO): vacuolar proton-transporting V-type ATPase, V1 domain
Molecular function (GO): proton-transporting ATPase activity, rotational mechanism
Source: RefSeq, a predicted model, not a curated record